AUGGCGACUACUUCAGGAAGCGCUGUGGCCAAGUCUUCUCGAUAUUAUGGCCGAUCUUGCGUUGCUGGUACACACAGCGGUGCCAGUUGUACUAACACGCAGUAUACUGAGGGUGUUUCUAUGCAUUGUUUUCCUGACAAAGAGAAAUAUCCAAAGCAGCAUCGAGAAUGGUUGCGUUUUGUUCGGCGACACCGGCCCGGCUUUGUUCCUUCGAAACAUUCACCUCUGUGUUCUAUUCAUUUCGACGACAGUUGUUACGUUACUCGGAGAGACAUAGCAAAAUAUUUAGGAAUUAGAGUGGUGCUUAAACCAGACGCUGUUCCAACAAUCGAUGCAGCAAUAAAAGCCGAGGAAAGAACGGCAACGAUCAGAGAACGUAAACAGGUAUAAAAUAGAAUGACGCCAUAUUUUGUGUGUUGUUUAAAUAUUAUAUAUUAUGUCAUGUUUGUCUGGCGUUUCGUUUGUCGCCGCAAUGAUGUUUUCUGCUACGAAUAAAGGCGUGUUUUAUAAUUUCUCAAUAUUUCAGGUGAUAAGAUCUCUUGUUCAAGAAGAAACGUCCGGUGCUGCGACUUCUCAAGCCAAGUCAGAAGCUCUCGAAGUUGAAGGCGAAGCCACACAAGAGGUGCACGAACACGUAGCGUCAAAACCACAAGAAACAGUAGAAAGUCCAGUUGAAGAAAAGGAAGAACAAAUCAAGUCGUUAAAAAAGAAAAUCCACUCUAUGCAGAAAGAAAAUUGGGCUCUCAGAAAACAAAAAAGAUCACUGCAGACUGCAUUUAAUAAAGUUAGUUUUCUUUGCCAGUAUAAAACUCUAUUGAGACUAUAAAUUUGAAUGAAAUGCGUGAAUGAACCCUGAAGUAAAUGUGUAAAGAAUAAUUUUUAUGAGUCAACAAAUACUUUCCAAAUAAUCUAUCUCCAUAUAGGAGUAACCUUAAUCCUAUACAUGCACAAUUAUUCUUUUAAUUUUGUAGGCAAAAGAAAUGGAAGACCAGCCAAGCACAAGCAAGAAGGAUGAAUUGUCCACAGAGGCAGAGCCCUACUUGGAGGACUUUAAUGUGGAGGAGCCAACAGAUGCUUCCACAGAGGACACGGAUUGGUCGUCAAUGGAAAGUUACCAUCUAUCAGCAGAUGAGUCUGAGGAUAUUGAUGACAAUGGCGACAAUGUUGACAUGACGAGAAACACUGUAAGGUACAGUAUGGAUGUUAACCAUUAGGCUGCAAUGGGCCAUUCCAUUUAAUACAGCCCCCCCCCCACCCCCACCCUAUUGAGGGGUCCCUUCAUAACCCCCUUAGGAUAUAAAAAAUGGGAUCCCCUUUGGAUGCAAUUUGUGGAGGUUACCCCUGAGGAUAUCUUACUAACACCUUUAGGAUAUCGCUUUUUCCCUCUUGGAUAUCAGCAAAACACCUAAUUUUUGCCAUUUUUAAAAAAAUCUCUCAAGCUACCCUGUAGGAUAAUUUAAGAUGAAGACAUUUAUAAAUCUUAAUUAUACAUUUGUUUUGUUCAGUGUUGAUCCAAAUACGGAGCCACAAGAUGAACCCAAAUUCAUUGUGUUUUUUGGCAUGCUUCUUGGUCUAUUCAGCAUGUUCUGCUUCAAAUGCAAGUCAAAGAAUCCAACUGCAACCGUUAAAAGAAUUGGCACCAUGGCAACUGUGGUACAAUCAUGCAAGAAAUGUG
Messenger RNA from Paramuricea clavata, 1675 nucleotides. Lineage: Eukaryota; Metazoa; Cnidaria; Anthozoa; Malacalcyonacea; Plexauridae. The record is from the annotation of a GenBank genome assembly.